Schistosoma intercalatum is the source of this 1698-nucleotide messenger RNA. The record is from the annotation of a GenBank genome assembly. Lineage: Eukaryota; Metazoa; Platyhelminthes; Trematoda; Strigeidida; Schistosomatidae.
AUGAACCGUACAAAUUCUCCAUUAGAUGAAGCGUAUGCGACAUGCAGUGGAUUGGAUUUAACUUUAAAAGAUCAAUCUGUUUUGGAAUCCCAUGUACAAGCCUCAUCGACACCAAGACGAUUAAAUUAUAUCCCAUCAAAAACUCUUCACGAACAAAACGAUUAUUAUUGUUCAGAACAAUUUAACGCCGAAAAUAACUCUUUUAUCAUUAGUGAACAUAUAAACCAAGUUCAAAAAAGUAACGAGUCUCUAGAGAAUAAUAAACAACUUGAUCAACGACUUGGAUUUAACUAUAGUUCAGGAUCAUUUAACAGCAAAGGUUCAACUGUUUCUUGUUACCACUCGGUGCAAUCAAAUAAUUUGGACUAUAGUAAAGAAACUGCAAAUCCUGAUAAACUAAGUCCCCUUGACUUACGUAUUAAGUCAUUCUCGGAUGAUGUUAACUUGAUUAAUAACAGAGACAGUGGAUAUUUAGUUAUUACUACAGACACCAAAACAGAAUGUGAAAUAUCCACCCAUAUAUUCUUAUCUAAUCAGGCGAUACCUCAGACAAAGCGUUCAAAUAUUGAAAAACAAACGGGUAGCUCCUUUAACAUCCAGUCCAUACUAGGAGUAACAGAUCAAUUUAAAGUAUUUUCUGAAACUACCAGUAAUACAGAUAGUAAUACAAAUGAUGAUAACAUAAAAAAUAAUAAUAUAGAGAUAACAGAUCGAACAAAAACCUCAAAUUCUUUUUUCGAUCAGUUUCUAGUUGGUUAUUUGCAAGCAAUGAAUCCAUUACUACUGAGUUCACGUGGAAUUCAAAUACAGAGUGUAAUUACACCACAACCGGUGGACACUACUGUAACCAUACAGUCUACAACUUCAGUCUCGACGACACUCCCAUUAAAUGAAACAGGUACUGUGAAAUUCUCAGUUAAGCAGCGUGCAAAAAAGUUGAAUCCUACUACAUCAAUGUAUAGCAUAACUAACGGUAUGACCAAUAGACAAUUACACGUGAAAAAUAAUGAUCCCAUUCAUGGCAGUUUAAAACAAACGGAACGUAUUCAACAAUCAAUGAAGAAUGUUUACGAUUUGAGUGGUUCAUCGCUCUCGAGUGAAGAUGAUGUAAUAACCAGACAACGAGCCAAAACGUCUGACGUAGGAAAAACACCUGUUAUUCUUUAUUGCCCCGAACCAUCAGACAGCAAAACAAAAGUGAAGGCCAUGCUGGAACGGAAUGACCCGUGUUUAAAAUAUGUCAAUGAUGGAGCUGCUAUACGCAACCCAUUUGCUAUUGACCGAAAAAUUCAACUGGUCCAUUUAACUUCACUAUUAUUUGUACGCCCGUAUGUCUGUCCAGAAUGCGGACGAUCAUUUAGCCAGCGUUGUUCAUUAGAAGGUCAUCGACGCAAAAUACAUAGGAUUCAGUUGAAUUAUCCACCAAAUCAACGUCGUGAAAUAGUACGUGUUUGUGAAACCUGUGGUUAUUCAUGUCCUAAAUUAUAUGAUAUGUUACAGCAUACAUUAAAUAAUCACCCAAACAGUAACUGUUUACCAAGACUACAACGCCAAUUAAUAAGAUAUAAAGAAAAACUCCAGAGUACUUCACUUAGAUCAGAUGAUGACAACCGAUCUUCAAAUAUACGAGAUACGCUAGGAACAACUCGUAAUUGGUCUUGCAUAUCACCAUUUUCAAACAAUCAUAAUUUCACUUAA